This is a messenger RNA of Nezara viridula (southern green stink bug), 1278 nucleotides long. The record is from the annotation of a GenBank genome assembly. NCBI's taxonomy places the organism in Eukaryota, Metazoa, Arthropoda, Insecta, Hemiptera, Pentatomidae.
CAAACAUAUGUAAGCAUAUUCAAUUUCUUGAUGUUAAGAAUUACUUUAAAAUUUGUUGUAUUUAAUGCCAUAUUAAAAUUAUAAUAAUUAAUUCAAAUAAUGGAUACUUUUCAAAAAGAUUUAAUUAGACAACGCAUCCAACAUAUUACACCUUCUAUUCAUAUGCAAAGAAGGAUUAGGAGGAAGGUCGAAUUUAAAGAAUAUUUAUUGAAGACGGGUGUCCAAUUUGAAUUGGCCAAAUGCCUGAGGAUGCUGUACGAAGAACCCAUCAAGCCUAGAGAUCCAAUCGAUUAUAUAGGUAAACAUAUUGGACCCCCUCGAAUAAGUGGUGUAGAGUACAGAAGAUUACAUGAAAAACUUUUGAUGAGCUUACAACGGAUUAAGGAGUUGAAUGAAGAGUUGGAAUGGUAUAAGGCAGGAAGGAGUAAUAGUAACAUUACAGAAGACAGUGAAAACUUCAUUUCAACUUCCAUCUUUUGCCCUUCACCGUCCAGUGAGGACGUUCUUACAUCACCUAUGCAAUUGAGCUUGUCUCUAUUUAAAAAAAAAAAAUUGUAAUUAUUCAGGCAUACAUUAGGAAUCACUUUUUAAUAAAUUUCCUUUAUAUGAUAAAGAAAGUAAUGUUACUUAUAAUAUAUAAUGGAUUGGAAAUAAUAAUGGAAUUAUGUAAUCAUUUGUAGCGUUUUUAUUUUACUCUUAAGAAAUAUACCAACAUGUUCUAAACCGAAUGGAAAAAUAUAUUUAUUCUUUAAAUAACAUCUGCUUUAUUUUAGAAAAAUAAAACUGCUGUUGCUAUUGUUGAGAUCUUUCCGAAGCUCUAUCUUCUCUUGCCUCGUCACAGAUCGGCUGAGGGUUGCCGUAGCUAGCAAGCUCUUCUUCGAGCUUUUUUAUUAUUUUAUACUUGGCUUGGAGUUCAUCGGACAUCUUCUUGAAUUCGGCUUCAGAGGCUCUGGGUUGGCCGAUAUUAGAGCAAAUAAAAUCGAUGGGAUUUUUGGGUUUUGUUGGUUGCUCGCAAAGCACCUUGAGCGCUUUGGAAAGGCUUUGGUACACACCUGACCGGUGUAAGUAUUCUCUGAAGUCUUUUUUCCUCUUCUCUUUUUCUCUGAAACUUUUGGAAGGUGUUGGAUCUAUUGUUUCUAUAAGAUUAUCCAAGUCCUCUAAGAAGUCAUUCAUCUUCAGAGGAAUGAUUUAAAUUUAGGAUUUUGCUUUGAAUCUAAUUAAAAUUCUAAUAAAUAGAAUUUUUAACAUCUGUUUUACAGCAUUAUGUUUCUACUUUCC